Molecule: messenger RNA, 954 nt
Organism: Vicugna pacos (alpaca)
Lineage: Eukaryota; Metazoa; Chordata; Mammalia; Artiodactyla; Camelidae
Gene: OR5B21
Product: olfactory receptor family 5 subfamily B member 21
Biological process (GO): G protein-coupled receptor signaling pathway
Cellular component (GO): membrane
Molecular function (GO): olfactory receptor activity; G protein-coupled receptor activity
Source: RefSeq, a predicted model, not a curated record
UCAAUGGAGAAUAGCACAGAAGUAACAGAGUUCAUCCUCUUGGGAUUAACAGAUGACCCCACCCUUCAGGUCCCCAUCCUCCUGGUAUUUUUGUCCAUCUACCUGAUCACUCUGGUGGGGAAUGGGGGGAUGAUAGCAAUCACCCACUCAGACUCCCACCUCCACACUCCAAUGUACUUCUUCCUCAGUAACCUCUCCCUUGUAGACCUGGGUUACUCAUCAGCCGUUGCUCCCAAGAUGUUGGCUGCGCUGCAGUCAGGGGACAGAAUCAUCUCCUAUAAUGGAUGUGCUGCUCAGUUCUUCUUCUUUGUGGGUUUUGCCACUGUCGAGUGCUACCUCCUGGCCUCCAUGGCCUAUGACCGCCACACAGCGGUGUGUAGGCCCCUUCAUUACACCAGCACCAUGACAGCAGGUGUGUGUGCCCUCCUGACUGCCGGCUCCUACGUCUGUGGCUUCCUCAAUGCUUCCAUCCACACAGCACAAACCUUCAGCCUCUCCUUCUGUGGUUCGAAUGAGAUUAAUGACUUUUUCUGCGACUUACCACCACUUCUGGCUCUCUCGUGCUCCAACACAAGCACCAACGAGCUGGUGGUCUUCUACGUCGUGGGAUUCAACGUCUUUUUCACCUUCCUGGUCAUCCUCGUCUCUUACCUCUUCUUAUUUGUUGCCAUUCAACAGAUGCGCUCUGCAGAAGGAAGGAAGAAAGCCUUCUCCAUCUGUGGGUCCCACCUCACCGCCGUCUCCACCUUCUAUGGGACAAUCAUCUUCAUGUACUUAAAGCCCAGCUCCCCCCAGUCCAUAGACACAGACAAAAUCACUUCUGUGUUUUACUCGGUGGUUAUUCCCAUGCUGAACCCCUUGAUCUACAGUCUUAGGAACAAAGAAGUGAAAAAUGCUCUCUGGAAAAUACUCAGCAAACUUUAUUCCCGGACUCUAAGUGUGAGUAGGAAGUAG